Molecule: messenger RNA, 4622 nt
Organism: Acanthoscelides obtectus
Lineage: Eukaryota; Metazoa; Arthropoda; Insecta; Coleoptera; Chrysomelidae
Source: the annotation of a GenBank genome assembly
CGCCGAACGUGCCGGACAUGCUACAGCACGACCGUCGGCCGUUGUCGCACCUACCACCGCACCUGCACCACCCGCACAGUCACCCAUGGAGUACCCGGCCACGGUCUGCGCUCUGCUCUUCGGUGCCAUCUUCGGGGUGCUGUCCGCUUCCCUGAGCAAGACGCUUCGUUAUCAAGCUCCGGACGAGUGCAAGUGGGUCACCGUUGCCGAUGCACGAGAUGACGACGACGUCGCCCUCGCCUGCAGACUUCGAACCAUCAACAGCGAGCUGGAGAACACCAACUUCUCCGUCAUCCAACCCCAGCACACGGUCCGGCUGCGUUUGGAGUGCAGUGACGCCUUGUUCUUCCAGAGUUCGCUCAGUGCGGGUAGUUUCCGGCAGUUAGUGGAGUUACGUGAGUUGAGCAUCGAGUAUUGCAAGAUCGGAAACUUGUCAGAUGGUGCGUUUCGUGGGCUGAAGGAGCUCCGUAACCUGACGGUGCGGACUCACAACACCGACUGGUCCUCCAUGACAUUAGAGUUAUCGCCCAACGCCUUCACGGACGAGCUUCGCAACCUGGAACGUUUGGAUUUAGGCGAGAACAACAUCUGGAAUAUCCCCGAAGGUGUGCUGUGUCCGUUGUACGCAUUGGAAGUGCUUAACUUGACACGUAACCGGUUGCGCGAGGUGUCGAGUUUCCGUUUUACCGCGAACCCGUCGGAAAAGUGCGGGGCCAAUUUGAAGAUCCUCGACCUAUCCCGCAACUCGAUCGACCGGCUUCCGUCUAGUCAGUUCUCGGGACUCGGCCAGCUACAAAAACUCUACCUCCAAGCGAACCGGAUGACGCAGCUGGCCGAUCGCGCAUUGGAGGGACUCACCUCCCUCAACAUCUUCAAGAUUUCCGAUAACCGGUUGGUCAGCUUGCCGCCGGAGCUGUUUUCGGACACGCGGGAGAUUCGCGAGAUGUACCUCCAGAACAACUCCAUCAACGUGCUCGCGCCCGGACUAUUCAGUGAACUCACGCAACUCCUUGUGCUGGAUUUAUCUCACAACGAACUCACCGCUGACUGGAUUAACGCCGCCACUUUCGCGGGUUUGGUGCGACUCGUUGUGUUGGAUAUCUCGUAUAACAGGAUAUCAAAGUUGGAACAAUCUGUGUUCAGAGACCUUUAUAGUUUACAAAUCUUACGCUUAAACGAUAACUUCAUCGAAAUGAUACCCGACAACAUCUUCUCUGCUCUCUACAAUCUCCAUACACUCAUCAUCUCCAAUAACAGACUGACUAGGAUAGACAGCGAUACUUUCAAUGGACUAUACGUGCUCUCGUUGCUAUCCAUAGACAAUAACAGAAUAUCUUGGAUACAUGAGGAAGCUCUCAAGAACUGCUCCAGCCUACAGGACCUACACCUCAACGGCAACAAAAUAAUGCAGGUGCCGGAGGUGAUAAAGAGCGUCCCUCUCCUCAAGACGCUUGACUUAGGCGAAAACCACAUAGACACCAUAAAAAACGAAACCUUCAGCGAUCUAAAGCAGAUGUACGGCCUCCGACUGACAGAAAACAACAUCGGCAACAUCUCUAAAGGUGUCUUCGAUAAAAUGACAGCGCUGAAGAUUCUGAAUCUGUCGAGAAACAAGAUCCAAAAGGUAGCAGCCGGCGCAUUUGACAGCAACAUUAACCUGCAGGCGAUUCGUCUGGACGGAAAUUACCUAACCGACAUUGAAGGGUUGUUCGCAAAGCUCCCAAGUCUCGUCUGGCUGAACAUCUCCGACAAUCAGCUGAAAUGGUUCGAUUACGCUCUCAUACCCACCGGCUUGCAGUGGUUGGACAUCCAUUCCAAUCAAAUCGAGGAACUAGGCAAUUACUUCGAGAUCGAGUCGACGCUUUCGCUGAGCACGUUCGACGCCAGCGCGAAUAAGCUCACGGAAAUCACCGGAAGUGCGAUACCUAACAGCAUGGAAGUCCUUUUUCUCAACGACAAUUUGAUAUCUAAAGUGCAAUCGUACACGUUUUUCAAGAAGCCGAAUCUAACGAGGGUGGACCUGUUCGGAAACAAAAUCACAAGGUUAGACCCGAACGCCCUGCGGAUAUCAGCCGUGCCGCCCGAGAAGGACUUGCCGGAGUUUUAUAUAGGAGGCAACCCGUUCCAGUGCGACUGCACGAUGGAGUGGCUCCAGAAGGUGAACGUGGGCAACAGAGCUCGCACCCAACCGAAACUUGUCGAUCUGGAAAGCAUCUACUGCCAGCUGUUGCAUAAGCGGGGCCAGACGUAUGUGCCUUUAGUGGAGGCCGCCCCAUAUCAGUUUCUUUGUACAUACGACACACACUGCUUCGCCACAUGUCACUGUUGUGAUUUUGACGCAUGCGACUGUGAAAUGACCUGCCCUGCCAACUGCACCUGUUACCACGAUCAAAGCUGGUCUGCGAACGUUGUCGAUUGCGCUUCGAGCGGCUAUGUGGCCAAACUACCUGAACAAAUUCCUAUGGACGCAACAGAGUUGUACUUGGACGGAAACGAUUUGAGAGGUAUGAACAGCCACGCCUUCAUUGGACGAAAGAAGCUAAAAAUAUUGUUUCUGAAUGAUUCAAACAUCGAAUUCAUCCAAAACAAAACCUUCAAUGGGCUGAAAGAGUUGGAAGUUUUGCAUCUGGAAAGCAAUCGCUUGGGUGAGCUAAAUGGUUACGAAUUCGAGGGACUAGAGAGCCUGAAAGAAAUAUUCCUGCAGAGGAACAGAAUAACAAGUAUCCACAACCAGACAUUUGUAGGUCUUCGCAAGCUGAGAGUGCUGAAGCUUGACCAUAACCGUUUGAACAUUUAUAACAUGUGGAAUCUCCCCACGACUCUGAUAGAAGUCACGUUGGCGUACAACCCUUGGUCUUGCGACUGCGAGUUCACCGAGAAGCUUCGCGAGUGGAUGAGACACGGCGAUGCGGUGCAAGACUCUAAAUCGGUGAGGUGUGUAUUCAACUCCACAGAUGUCGACUUCUACAGUGACGAUGUCUACUCGGACAAUUCAGAAGUCGGCUUUUUCAUCAGUCAAGAGAACAAUUCCUGCACCGGACUGCCUAACAUCGACAACAGCAUCAACGGCAACCUCACCGGAACCAAAACCAUCAUCCAGCGUCAAGUGAUCGAGGACUACCUGCCUCUGCUAGUGACUACCUUGGCCGUGUUUGCAGUUGUGGUGAUAAUGAUGUUGAUCGUCUUCAUUUUCCGGCAAGAAGUGCGCGUGUGGUUCCACUCAAAGUUCGGCAUCCGCAUCUUCCAAAGGGCUUCCGAUCUGGAUCGCGACGAUCGCGAGAAGCUCUUCGACGCGUUCGUGAGUUACAGUUCGAAAGACGAAGCGUGGGUCGCGGAAGUGCUCGCUCCGGCGUUGGAGCCCAACUACAAGUUGUGCCUUCACUACAGGGACUUCCCUGUAGGCGCGUUUCUAGCCGAUACGAUAGUGCAAGCGGUGGAGUCCUCCAAACGAACCAUAAUGAUCCUCUCGGAGAACUUCAUCAAAUCGGAAUGGUGCCGGUUCGAGUUCAAGUCCGCGCAUCACCAGGUGCUUCGAGACCGGCGCCGUCGGUUGAUAGUGGUUUUGUUGGGUGAAGUGCCGCAGAAAGACCUCGAUCCCGACAUCCGGCUGUACCUGAAGACCAACGUGUACUUGCAGUGGGGUGAUAAGUUGUUCUGGGAGAAGCUGAGGUACGCGCUGCCCGACGUGCCCAACAACCAGAGGCACCAUCAGCCGGUGAGGAACCCUCACGUCCAUCACCACGUUCACAGACACAGUGCCAGGGGCCAACCGCCCAAUCCACCCGGGAAUGGUAAUAACGCUCAAAGGACUGUCGCCAUCCAUAUUUGACGUUGAAGUUGAUUAACGUCAUUAAUGUUAGAGAUGAAUUCGGUAAGUGGGAGACAAAUAUUUUGUUUAUCGCCGGUUUUUGAUAUGCAUACUCCAAGAUUACUUGUACUACUGUUUUUUGGCUAUAUAACCACGAAACACAUAUUUUCAUAAGGAUAUAUGAGUAGCUGCAUAUCGUUGUACGAAAUUAAAAAAUUAUGAGUGCUUCAAGUCCACAGAAAAAUCCAGCGUCGAUCAUGUUCACUUAAAAAAUAUACAUAAAACUAUUAUUAAUCAAACGUAGAUAAAGCUCGUAUCAUAUAUCUUGAUUAUUAACCUGUAUGAUUCAUUAUUUUCUAACAAAGUGCCUAUUUAUUUGGAAAUAUGUGAGCUCCUCCAAUGUGAUAUUAAUGGACAAUAACUUAAAUUCUUCGUAAUAGUACAGAAAGUAAUUUGUGCGUGUACCAGUUCUAAAAAUGGAAUGCUCAUUUAGAUAACCAGAACAUCAAAAUAAGAUAAGAAAUUUACAAAUGAUGCUAGAGCGCCUAAGCCUGAAAAAGUAAUAUGAGGCAUAAUACAUUCAUUAAAGGACGAUGAUAUAACUGACAAAAUUUAACUACCAACCGAGAAUAACAAAACUGUCAAGUUAGGAACUAUUACUUGUAAAUAAACUCUACUACUAACAAUUAUUCAAAUGAACGUUUUUUCAUGUUUGAAAAUGAAAUUUUAGGACUUAUCGAUAAAAUAUACUGGACAUAUUAAGCUUUGAUUGAUUGAAACUGGCUAUUGAAUUAAUUUUCCAAAAACAGUAGCU